Molecule: messenger RNA, 834 nt
Organism: Penicillium alfredii
Lineage: Eukaryota; Fungi; Ascomycota; Eurotiomycetes; Eurotiales; Aspergillaceae
Product: putative ABC transporter
Exons: 2
Coding region: 1-834 (277 amino acids)
Molecular function (GO): ATP hydrolysis activity; ATP binding
Source: RefSeq, a predicted model, not a curated record
AUGGCAAACCAACCCCCGUCGAUUGAGGUGCAGGGUCUCUCCUACAAAUUCCAAGAUGGUUCGUCGGGUCUGGAGGACGUACAGAUGAUUCUUCCACCGGGGAGCCGGACUCUGCUGAUUGGCGCGAACGGCGCGGGGAAAACCACGCUCCUCCGGCUCGUCUCAGGAAAGCGCCUUGCCCCCACCGACACCAUCGCUGUGGGCGGCACCGACCCCUUCAAACAUGGGCUGGAGGGCGUCACAUAUUUGGGUGUGGAAUGGGUGCUGAACAGCAUCGUCCGCACCGACAUUGACGUGCCGACGCUGCUGGCCUCGGUGGGUGGCAACGUCUAUCCUGAGCGACGCGACGAGCUGGUCGAAAUUCUCGACAUUGAUCUGCGCUGGCGCAUGCAUGCCGUCUCCGACGGUGAGCGGCGUCGUGUCCAGCUGGCCAUGGGUCUUCUGCGGCCCUGGCAGGUCCUGCUUCUCGACGAGAUCACCGUGGAUCUCGAUCUGCUAUCCCGGAGCAACUUUUUGGCUUUUCUCAAGCGAGAGACUGAGACCAGGCCCUGUACUAUCGUCUAUGCCACGCAUAUCUUGGAUAACCUAGCGCAGUGGCCGACCCACCUUGUCCAUAUGCAUCUGGGGAAGGUCAAGGCUUGGGGUCCGGUGGAGGAUUUCCAUUCCGAGGUGCCGCAGUGGACGUCUGAGAAUAGUCGCCUCGGAGAGUUGGUUCUCAAAUGGCUCAAGGAGGACCUGCAGACUCGAGGGCCGCGGAAUGGUCGACAAAACCAGGCCAAGACCUACGAAUCCCUCGAAGGGCUCGGGGGCUAUGGACUGGAGAAACCCAGCUAA